Myotis myotis is the source of this 2991-nucleotide messenger RNA. It is a transcript of the gene TRIM28, whose product is annotated as tripartite motif containing 28. Gene Ontology annotation, molecular function: protein binding; zinc ion binding; transcription corepressor activity. The record is from RefSeq and is a predicted model, not a curated record. Lineage: Eukaryota; Metazoa; Chordata; Mammalia; Chiroptera; Vespertilionidae. The coding region runs from base 326 to 2851 and encodes 841 amino acids. The transcript has 16 exons.
UAUUUCUGUCCCGCCCCCCAGCCGCGGCUCUUUCUGCGAGGGGCGCGCGGCGAGCGGCUGGUCGCGUGGCGCGCGUCCGGGGUCUCGGCGGCCAUUGAGGAGCGGACGCGGGCGGCGGCGGCGGUGCAGCGCGAGCAGGCAGCGGCCGACCGGGCCUCGGCAGCGCCCCGCGCGCAGCGGGCGGCGUCCCAGGCGGCGCACGGCAGCGUCGGCCUCGCGGCGGCGGCGGCGGCGCCGACCCAGCCGUUGGCGGCGAGCGUGUCUGCGCCUGCGCGGCAGGCCCGAGCCCCUCCUCCCCCCCCUGGGCGCCCCCGGCGGCGUGUGAAUGGCGGCCUCGGCGGCAGCGGCCUCGGCGGCGGCGGCGACAGCCGCCUCGAGCAGCCCGGGCCCGAGCGAGGGCUCGGCGGGCGGCGAUAAGCGCGCCCCCGCCGCGGCCGCGGCUUCGACUGCGGCCCCUGCAGCGGCCUCGGGCUCGGCCUCGGCCUCCGCGUCGUCGCCCGCGGGGGGCGGCGGCGAGGCGCUGGAGCUGCUGGAGCACUGCGGCGUGUGCCGGGAGCGCCUGCGGCCCGAGCGGGAGCCGCGCCUGCUGCCCUGCCUGCACUCGGCCUGCAGCGCCUGCCUCGGGCCCCCCGCGCCGGCCGCCGCCAACAGCUCGGGGGACGCCGGGGCGGCGGGCGACGGAGCCGCAGUCGUGGACUGUCCCGUGUGCAAGCAGCAGUGCUUCUCCAAAGACAUUGUGGAGAACUACUUCAUGCGCGACAGCGGCAGCAAGGCCCCCGCGGACUCCCAGGACGCGAACCAGUGCUGCACCAGCUGCGAGGACAACGCCCCGGCCACCAGCUACUGCGUGGAGUGCUCCGAGCCCCUGUGUGAGACCUGCGUGGAGGCGCACCAGCGGGUGAAGUACACCAAGGACCACACCGUGCGCUCCACCGGGCCAGCCAAGUCCCGCGAUGGGGAGCGCACCGUCUACUGCAGCGUGCACAAGCACGAGCCGCUGGUGCUGUUCUGCGAGAGCUGCGACACCCUCACCUGCCGGGACUGCCAGCUCAACGCCCACAAGGACCACCAGUACCAGUUCCUGGAGGAUGCCGUGAGGAACCAGCGCAAGCUCCUGGCCUCGCUGGUGAAGCGCCUCGGGGACAAGCAUGCCACCCUGCAGAAGAACACCAAGGAGGUUCGCAGCUCCAUUCGCCAAGUGUCCGACGUGCAGAAGCGCGUCCAGGUGGACGUUAAGAUGGCUAUUCUGCAGAUCAUGAAGGAGCUGAACAAGCGGGGCCGCGUGCUGGUCAAUGAUGCCCAGAAGGUAACGGAGGGGCAGCAGGAGCGCCUGGAGCGGCAGCACUGGACCAUGACCAAGAUCCAGAAGCACCAGGAGCACAUCCUGCGCUUCGCCUCCUGGGCUCUGGAGAGCGACAACAACACGGCCCUGCUGCUCUCCAAGAAGCUGAUCUACUUCCAGCUACACCGGGCUCUCAAGAUGAUCGUGGACCCCGUGGAGCCCCACGGCGAGAUGAAGUUCCAGUGGGACCUCAACGCCUGGACCAAGAGCGCCGAGGCCUUCGGCAAGAUCGUGGCGGAGCGUCCUGGCACCAACUCCACAGGCCCUGCGCCCAUGGCCCCUCCCCGGGCUCCGGGACCCUUGAGCAGCAAGCAGGGCUCUGGCGGCAGCCAGCCCAUGGACGUGCAGGAAGGCUAUGGCUUCGCGUCAGAUGACUCUUACAUGAGUGCAGAGCCCCAUGUGUCAGGCAUGAAACGGUCCCGCUCAGGUGAGGGUGAAGUGAGCGGCCUCAUGCGCAAGGUGCCCCGGGUGAGCCUCGAGCGCCUGGAUCUUGACCUCACAGCCGACAGCCAGCCGCCAGUCUUCAAGGUCUUCCCAGGCAGCACCACCGAGGACUACAACCUGAUCGUCAUUGAGCGCGGGGCUGCCGCUGCUGCUGCCGGGCAGCCGGGGACUGCGCCUGGCACCCCUGGUGCCCAGCCCCUGCCUGGCAUGGCCAUUGUCAAGGAGGAAGAGACAGAGGCUGCCAUCGGCGCCCCGCCUGCCACCGAGGGCCCGGAGACCAAGCCUGUGCUGAUGGCUCUGGCGGAGGGCCCCGGUGCGGAGGGUCCCCGCCUGGUCUCCCCCAGUGGCAGCACCAGCUCCGGCCUGGAGGUGGUGGCUCCAGAGGGCACCUCAGCCCCAGCUGGCGGCCCUGGUGCCCUGGAUGACAGUGCCACCAUCUGCCGCGUCUGUCAGAAGCCAGGCGACCUGGUCAUGUGCAACCAGUGCGAGUUCUGCUUCCACCUGGACUGCCACCUGCCGGCCCUGCAGGAUGUGCCCGGGGAGGAGUGGAGCUGCUCGCUCUGCCACGUGCUGCCUGAUCUGAAGGAGGAGGAUGGCAGCCUGAGCCUGGACGGUGGGGACAGCAGUGGUGUGGUGGCCAAGCUCUCGCCAGCCAACCAGCAGAAGUGUGAGCGUGUCCUGCUGGCCCUUUUCUGCCACGAGCCCUGCCGGCCCCUGCACCAGCUGGCGACCGACUCCAGCUUUUCCGUGGAUCAGCCUGGUGGCACAUUGGACCUGACGCUGAUCCGCGCCCGCCUCCAGGAGAAGCUGUCGCCCCCCUAUAGCUCUCCUCAAGAGUUUGCCCAGGACGUGGGCCGAAUGUUCAAGCAGUUCAACAAGCUGACAGAGGACAAGGCGGACGUGCAGUCCAUCAUCGGCCUGCAGCGCUUCUUUGAGACUCGGAUGAAUGAGGCCUUUGGUGACACCAAGUUCUCUGCUGUGCUGGUGGAGCCCCCACCGCUGAGCCUGCCUGGUGCCGGCCUGAGCUCCCAGGAGCUGUCCAGUGGCCCUGGUGAUGGCCCCUGAGCCAGCUCAGCCUGGGUGUGUCCUGUCAGCCCUGCCCUUCCCCUCUGGUGGUCUGGCUCCCAUUCCUUGGUAGCCCCAUUCCCUGGUCCCUCACAAUAUGGUUUUUACUUCUGUGGAUUUAAUAAAAACGUCACAAGUUC